Molecule: messenger RNA, 2546 nt
Organism: Closterium sp. NIES-67
Lineage: Eukaryota; Viridiplantae; Streptophyta; Zygnematophyceae; Desmidiales; Closteriaceae
Source: the annotation of a GenBank genome assembly
UCCGAAUUCCUGAGUGCUCAAAUCCCAACGGAUCCCUGGAACCCCAUUGUCAUGCUCCAUUGCCCGCCAUACGCAGCCUUUCUCUGCGUCUCCUCGCUGCUCUGUCUGCUUCUCAUGGCGCCGAUCGACCCGCACUCCAACACGCAGGCCGGCGAGCCGCUAACGACGUUCGUGGACCUAAAUUUGAGUGUCGAUUUCGACACCAAGCGGAUUUCAGGAACGGCGCGCUUAGUCCUAGACAAACCCGCGACGGGGGCGUUGAGCCUCGACACGCGCGACCUGAGCAUCCUCGCCGCCACUGACGCCGCCGGGAACGACGGUGAGGCCGUCAGGCUCUUCGUCAGACUCGUCGUCAGGUUCGCUGAUCUUUGCUUGACUUGCUAUUGCCUCACCACCUUCGGUGAUGCUCCUCGUCCGUCCUCACACCAAGCCUAGUGCCCGUUCCCUCAUCCCUAUUUGCCCGUUCCCUCAUCCCUAUUUCUUCGUCUCUCAAGCUUCCACGCUCUCCUACCCAUUUGUGCCCUUCCAGGUGCAUCCGCCACACCACGUCCGCGGAUCGCUACUCGCCCUCUCCCUGCACUCCAAUGAGGUCACCAUCCGCUUCCACACCGGACCCAACGCCUCAGCGCUGCAGUGGCUGACGCCGGAGCAGACAGCUGGCGGGCAGCAGCCGUACGUGUUCACGCAGUGCCAGGCCAUCCACGUGCGCUCCGUGUUCCCCUGCCAGGACACGCCGCAGGCGCGUAUCAAGUACAAUGCACGAGUAAACAUCCCUGCUGGCCUGCACGCAGUCAUGAGCGCGCAGCACGUGGGCACGGAGCAGACAGCAGACGCCGCCCGCGUGGAUGAGGUGUUUGCCAUGGAGCAGCCCAUCCCACCGUACCUCUUCGCACUCGCCGUGGGAGACAUUGCGUUCAAGACACUCAGUCCGCGAGUCAAGGUGUAUGCUGAGCCAUCGCAAUUGGAGGCAGCAGCAUUCGAGUUCAGCGAGACGGAGGAGAAGAUCAAGGCGGCCGAGGCGCUGUUCGGCCCGUACGGGUGGGGCGACUUCAACCUGCUGCUCAUGCCGCCCGCCUUCCCCUACGGCGGCAUGGAGAACCCGCGCUGCACCUUCCUCACGCCCACGCUGCUGGCUGGCGACCGCUCACUGGCCAACGUGGUGGCGCACGAGCUGGCGCACAGCUGGACGGGUAACCUGGUUACGAACGCGGACUACUCGUCCUUCUGGCUGAAUGAGGGGUGGACGGUGUACGCGGAGCGGCGGAUUCUGGAAGCCCUGGAGGGGGCUGAGAAGGCGAGGCUGGACGCGGCUAUGGGUUGGUUGGACCUGCAGAAGGGCCUUUCGCGUUUCACUUCUGAUACGGGCUCAUCCAGCCGUCGGUUCACACAGCUGGAUCUGGGAACGGACGGCCUGGAUGAGUUCGAUCCAGACGAGGUGUUUUCUGAGGUGCCUUACGAGAAAGGGUUCUUUUUCCUCACCCGCCUGGAGCACGCUGUGGGGCGCCCGGCCUUUGACGCGUUUAUCACCAAGUACAUCAGCAAGUUUGCUUUCCAGUCCAUCACCACUGCCACCUUUCUCGAGUUCCUCCAAGCAGAGCUGCCGCAGGUGAUGGAGAAGGGAGGGGAGAGCUGGGUGGAUGUGGAGGAGUGGGUAAGAGGACAAGGAAUGCCGGCCGAGGCGGAGUCUAUCGUGCCGCAGUCUGCCAGCCUGGCAGCCGUGCAGCGGGCGGCGAAUGGAUUUAAGGCCGAUCCGAAGUCGAAUUUUGGGCGGGCAGAUGCGAGUGAUUGGGGACCGGAUGAGUGGCAGAUAUUCCUUGCCGAUCUGCCCAAGGUUCUGCCCGUUGAAACGGUCGUGCGAUUGGACGAGGAGUUUGGAUUCUCCAAGAGCAAGAAUGCAGAAAUAAGGGUGGGUUUUCUCACAGUGGCAGCAAAUUCGGGAGCAACCCAGUUCCACCCAGAAGUGGAGGCAACCCUGCUGUCCGUGGGGCGGAUGAAGUACCUGCGCCCUCUCUACAAUGGGCUGAUCCAGGGUGGUGCCAAGGACAUGGCUGAACGGGUUUUUGAAGAAGCGAAGGCAGGAUACCACCCGGUGGCACAGGCACUCGUUUCCGGUCUGCUCAAAGGGUGAGGAAGGCAAUUCUCCAUUCAACUUCCUUCAGAAUUGUAUAUGUUUUAGAGUCAGGAUAUUGGCUCCAAUAUGGGUAACAUGUUGCUGUUACCCAAGUGUUCGCUACUCACUUGUGCAAUCGCACGGCCUGGAGUCCUGGAGAACCGGAUUUCUGUUUGGUUCCUGAACGCUUGGAGGAAGUUUUACAAGGUCAGGCGCUGGCAACUUUUACAGCGAACCAGAACACUGAAUCUGGCAUUUUCGGCAGCUCACGGGAUUCGGUCUUCGAUAGACCACCAAUCAUUUCGCCGCAAUCCACUGAUCUGGGAGACAGUGACUGCGCGCCAAAUUGCAGAACAUAAACAUCAGCAGACCGCCACCCCCACCUCACCUCGGCCUAGAUUCUUCCUCCCAGACCAAAUCAAGACCCAGGAGCAGG